AUGCUGGACGUCAACGAUUUCAUUACCGAGCGCGGCGGCAACCCUGAGCUGAUCAGGGAGAGCCAGCGCAAGCGCUAUGCCAGCGUCGAGGCAGUCGACGAGGUCAUUGCCAUGUUCGAAGACCAUCGGAGGACCGCGUAUUCUGCUACCCAAAUCAACGCCAGGAUCAACGAGGUCCAGAAGCAGAUCGGUCCCAAGAAGAAGGCCAAGGAGGAUGUCACCGACCUUUUGAAACAGAAAGCCGACCUGGAGAAGGAGAAGAAGGACCUGCUUGCCUUGGCCGCUGAGAAGGAGAAGCUCCUGAAAGCCAAGGUCAAGACGAUCGGCAACAUCGUCCAUGAAUCGGUUCCCGUCUCCGACAAUGAGGACAACAACAGAGUGGAGCGCACCUGGGCGCCCGAGGGCGUCCUCUUUGAGAAGCGCAACGUUCUGUCUCACCACGAGGUUCUCGACAGGCUGGACGGCUACGACCCGGAGAGAGGAGUCAAGGUCGUCGGGCAUCGCGGGUAUUUCCUGCGACGGUGGGGCGUGUUCCUCAACCAAGCUUUGAUAAACUACGGCCUUGAGUUCCUGAACGACAGGGGAUACGUUCCCCUGCAGACCCCACAACUCAUGUUGAGGGAUCAAAUGGCGAAGACUGCCCAACUCUCGCAAUUCGAUGAGGAACUUUACAAGGUUACUGGGGACCAGGCAGACAAGUAUCUCAUUGCCACCUCGGAGCAGCCCAUCAGCGCCUAUCACAGCGAAGAAUGGCUGCAGCCCAAGGACCUUCCCUUGAAAUACGCAGGUUACUCGACUUGCUUCCGCAAGGAGGCCGGCGCUCACGGAAAAGAUGUUUGGGGCAUCUUCCGCGUCCAUGAGUUCACAAAGGUCGAGCAAUUCUGCAUCACGGACCCUGAGAAGUCCUGGGAAAUGUUCGAGAACAUGAUCGCGACCUCGGAGGAGUUCUACAAGUCCCUCGGGAUCCCCUACCGAGUUGUGGCUAUUGUCUCUGGCGCCCUGACCGCCAAGAAACUCGAUCUUGAGGCCUGGUUCCCGCAUCAAGGAGAGUUCAAGGAACUCGUCAGCUGCUCCAACUGCACUGAUUACCAGAGCCGUGACCUUGAGAUUCGGUUCGGCGUUAAGAAGCAAACGGACAUCAAGAAGACCUAUGUCCACUGCCUCAACUCCACUCUCUGUGCCACGACGAGGACAAUUUGCGCCAUUCUGGAGAACUUCCAGACCGAAGAUGGAGUCAACAUCCCCGAGCCGUUGCGCAAGUACCUUCCGGGUGCUCCGGAAUUCCUCCCUUUCGCAAAACCAGCCGGCGAGAAGAAGGAGGUCCUCAUCAGGUAG
Molecule: messenger RNA, 1335 nt
Organism: Thermothielavioides terrestris NRRL 8126
Lineage: Eukaryota; Fungi; Ascomycota; Sordariomycetes; Sordariales; Chaetomiaceae
Exons: 18
Coding region: 1-1335 (444 amino acids)
Biological process (GO): seryl-tRNA aminoacylation
Cellular component (GO): cytosol
Molecular function (GO): ATP binding; tRNA binding; serine-tRNA ligase activity
Source: RefSeq, a predicted model, not a curated record